Brassica oleracea var. oleracea is the source of this 319-nucleotide messenger RNA. RefSeq names its product protein LOL1-like. The record is from RefSeq and is a predicted model, not a curated record. The annotation marks the transcript as partial. NCBI's taxonomy places the organism in Eukaryota, Viridiplantae, Streptophyta, Magnoliopsida, Brassicales, Brassicaceae. The transcript is spliced from 3 exons.
AUGCCAGUCCCUCUUGCACCAUAUCCAACACCUCCCGCGCCAGCACUGUCUCCGUCGUACACUCCUCCCCCGCUGGCAAAUGGUAGUACAGGUGGACAGAGCCAGUUAGUGUGUUCAGGUUGCAGAAACCUUCUCAUGUAUCCCGUCGGAGCAAGUUCUGUCUGCUGCGCCGUCUGUAACGCCGUCACGGCCGUUCCUCCGCCCGGAACUGAGAUGGCUCGGUUAGUUUGUGGAGGCUGCCAUACACUUCUAAUGUACAUUCGUGGAGCUACAAGUGUUCAAUGUUCUUGUUGUCACACCGUUAAUCUUGCCUUCGAAG